AAACAGAGAGGUUAGAUCUAAACUUCCUUCGAUGGAUCAAUUUCCUCUUGCUCUCAAAAAAAUUUUAAAUUGCAGAAUAAAUUAUUGUGAAUUGUUUUUUCCUGCUCGUCUAAGGCCUUGAUACUACCUAUAGAUCAUCACAGAGGGAAAGAUUAUAUCCAUCCGUCUCUUUCUUAACUACAAACUGAAAUCCCAGUUCUGGUUCCUAGAAGCAACAGUAUCCUCCGGCAGGGGCGCUCCUUCCGGAAACUCCUGCAUAAGAGGAUGAAGGGUCUUUUCAAGUCGAAGCCAAAGACGCCCGUCGAGCUUGUCCGACAGACGCGUGACCUCCUCAUCUAUGUUGACCUUAAUUACAAUACUCGUCAAAUCAGCAAACGGGACGAGGAGAAGAUGGCAGAAUUAACUAAAACAAUACGAGAGUUGAAAUCAGUUCUUUAUGGCAGCAGUGAAGCAGAACCUGUUGCAGAAGCUUGUGCACAGUUAACUCAAGAGUUCUUCAGAGAGAACACACUACGCCUUUUAAUUACUUGUCUUCCUAAAUUGAACUUAGAGGCUCGUAAAGAUGCUACACAAGUGGUUGCUAAUUUGCAAAGGCAACAAGUUCAGUCACGGUUGAUUGCUUCUAACUACUUGGAAGAAAACAAAGAUCUUCUAGAUCUUUUGAUAUCAGGGUAUGAUGACUCAGACAUUGCCUUACAUUAUGGCACAAUGUUGAGAGAGUGCAUACGCCAUCAGAGCAUUGCAAAGUAUGUCUUGGAGCCAGAGAAGAUAAAGAAGUUCUUUGAUUAUAUACAACUCCCAAAUUUUGACAUUGCAUCAGAUGCUUCAGCAACUUUUAAGGAACUCUUGACAAGGCACAAGUCUACUGUAGCUGAAUUUCUUACAGAAAAUUAUGACUGGUUUUUUGAAGAGUAUAAUUUUAAGCUUCUAGAAUCUUCCAAUUAUAUUACCAGAAGGCAAGCUAUCAAGCUGCUUGGAGACAUUUUACUUGAUCGUGCAAAUUCAUCCAUCAUGAUGCGGUAUGUUAGUUCAAAGGACAACUUGAUGAUCCUAAUGAAUCUUCUGAGGGAAUCAAGCAAGAACAUUCAGUUAGAGGCAUUUCAUGUUUUCAAGCUAUUUGCUGCUAAUCAAAAUAAACCUCCUGAAAUUGUUGGCAUACUUGUUAAAAAUAGAAGCAAACUUCUUCGAUUCUUUAGCAACUUCAAGACUGAGAAAGAGGAUGAACAGUUUGAAGCAGAUAAAGCUCAAGUUGUACAAGAAAUUGCUGCCCUGGAACCCAGAGAUCAGCCUUAAGUAGUGCUGCUAGCCAAUGUAUGAUCACAUUCUGAUAUAAUGUAAAAUUUGGAUUGGUUUUCGAAUUACAUCAUAUUCAGUGGGUUCUCUUCAAUUUUUUUGCUGAGUUAUGAUAAAUCCACUGUAAAUUGCCUUCUGGUUUCUCAAGGAUAAUUUCACCCUUCUAAUUUAGUAGUAUAAUUAUUAAUUCCCCUCAA
Molecule: messenger RNA, 1490 nt
Organism: Nelumbo nucifera (sacred lotus)
Lineage: Eukaryota; Viridiplantae; Streptophyta; Magnoliopsida; Proteales; Nelumbonaceae
Product: putative MO25-like protein At5g47540
Biological process (GO): intracellular signal transduction
Molecular function (GO): protein serine/threonine kinase activator activity
Source: RefSeq, a predicted model, not a curated record